UCGGACGGCAGUCAGUCGCCUCUGCCGUCGAAUAAAAAAACAAAUGGUGAUAAUAAAAAAGUGCAACAUGGCCAAACUCCUAGUAAUCCUCUCAUUAGCUGCCUUCAGUAGUGCUCAAACGUACUCGGCUUCUAGUUUAGUCAAAAACAUUUAUAAUGAAUGCCUUAGUCAGUACUCGGUGGAAUGUGUGAAACCCAGGACCCUGCAGUGGAUCUCUCAAGUGGCAAAUGAAGAUGAGAUCAAGAUUACGGAUGACCUCAGCAUCGUCAAAACUGGAGUUUUUGAAGAUGAUGGAGAAGUUGAUCCCAGAAUGGCUAAGGAUCCAUUAUAUAAGAUGUUUGACCAAGUUGACAGUUUCGUGCAAACUCACGCCCUGAAAGUGAAGGUUCCAGAAGAGAUCACGAAGACUGCUGCCUCAGAAUAUGUACCAAGAUCGCUUCUUGCUGAUCUUCCCUCGGAGUUGAAUAUGCCUUUGGACGGUGAACAAGAAGUUGAAGAAUUUGAAGGCAGAAAGAAGAAGAUUAAGCUGCCCAAGCCUUUGAGAAUCAAGUCUAAACACGGAUUUGUCAAGAAAAUUUUGCUGCCCUUCUUACUUGGUCUCAAGUUCAAAGCAUCAGUGCUGGUUCCUUUGGCACUUGCUCUAAUAGCUCUGAAAACAUGGAAGGCUUUGACUCUGGGCCUGAUCUCUCUUGUCCUGUCUGGUGCCAUGGUUAUCUUCAAAUUCACGAAACCCAAGGUCGUGAACUACGAAGUUAUUCACUAUCCACAACACCAUGUUGAGCACCACGUGGACCAUCACGCACCAGCCUGGGACGCCCAUGGUCCGUACCAAGCCCGAUCAUACGAGGAUGCCCACGAAAUCGCCUACUCCGCACAAAUAUAAAGGAAGAAAGCUUUAAAUUACG
Messenger RNA from Amyelois transitella, 905 nucleotides. RefSeq lists its product as uncharacterized. Bases 44 to 883 code for a protein of 279 amino acids. Lineage: Eukaryota; Metazoa; Arthropoda; Insecta; Lepidoptera; Pyralidae. The record is from RefSeq and is a predicted model, not a curated record. The transcript has 3 exons.